UUAGUAGUAGUUUUAACUUGGAAGUCAAUUUUUGAAAAUAUAAUUAUUUGAUGUAAAGUAAAUUUUUUUAACAGUACUACCAUGCAGAAAAAAAAUGACAAUAAUAACAUAGCCCAUCUCAUAAAAGACGAAGGAAAUAAAAUAAUCAUUCGAGGACUGGUACAAACAAAGGAUGCAUAUAAGGUGUACCACCUAGCCAAACAACUUCACAAAUACAUACCCAAAAAAUUCACAGAACCUGAUUUUAAAUUGUAUCCACUACCAGAAUGGCUUCAGAUGCGUGAAGAGCUAAGAAAACUAGUACGAUAUAGAAAUGUUCAUGAUGACUAUGCGGUAUUUUUAAACGAGAGAUGGAUUGGCGAAGGGUAUGAAUUAUUGGUAGCUAUCCAUCCUCACUGCAUAUUCUAUCCAGAUGUACAUAAAUUUGAUGGCAUUGACCAGCAAGACCAAAUGCUGCUAUACGGAGUCGAUCCCAAGAAAUCAUGCAUUUACUUUGACUUAGCUGUUGAUCAUGUGAAAGUUGGACGUGUCAUUUAUGAGAUAUACACAGACAUCAUGCCUAAAGUAACAGAAAGGUUCAUGCAGUUGUGUCAAAAUAAACCAACUGAUCUUCGCGAAAAGCAAAAAGUAAAAUACACCGUAUCUGAAGAGUCUAAAGUAGAUGAAAAAUAUGUCGAAGAAAUAUUCAACGCCGAUGAUCGUAUAGUGUUUAGGAAGGAGACUGAAGAAUACUUAACUUAUGUAGACACAGAAAUAACAAGGCUUUUAUCGCCAAGUUUUUUCCAGUCAGGAAAAAUAAAGGGGCUCGAUGAAUGGUAUACUGAAAAUUUGGAACUAGAAGCUUCCCAUGAAGAGUUUGGAAAUAUUUCUUUGAUGUCUAAGAAAACCAAAAAAAAAAAUCAUCGAAUCCUCAGUACAAGCCAAUUCAUUAUUUCACUUAAGCCAAACCAAUGGAUGAAUAAAUAUUUUAGAUGCAUUGGGCGAAUUAUUCAUGGUCACUAUGUUUUAAAUGUAAUCAAGGAUAUUCCAACAACCAAAGAAGCUCCUGACAAACUUAUUACAAUAAUUGAUUGUGGUGUAUUAUAUACUCCUGAGAAAGCAGAAGUAGAAUCAGAUGUUGAAGAAGAACAACAAGAGCCAAUUGACGAGGAUGACAAAAUGUUAAAAGAGUAUGAAGAUUUAGUUAACCUUUAUUAUGCCGAAUUGUGUGAAAUUCAAGGUUUGAUGAAUGACAAAGUAGUACAAAAAGAAAUUUUGUAUUGCUACAACAUGCAGGAAUGUGAUGAGUACAGUGUUGGUAAUGAAUCUGAUACAGACUCUGAAUUGAUGCUUUAUGAUCAAAUGGAAGCACUCGAUCAAGACAAUCCGUUAAAAGUGAGAUAUAGUUUAAACGUGCAUAAAACAAUUUUGGUAGUGGAAGAAUUGGGACACAAAUUGUAUGAGUAUAUGCGACCUACUUUAUUAGAAAGAUUACUUCCGGAAGAAAUCCAUCUGAAAGAAACACCUACAUAUGAAGGACAUGACUUUAUGCUUGAAUGUGAAUUGGCAUCUGAGAGUUCAGAAGAAUGGCUUGAAUUUUCUGACGGGGAAAUUACAGAAGAAGAAAAAGCGAUGGAUACCGUUACUGAAAUCGAGAUUGAAACUUUAGAAUUCGAUGAACAGCCUGGAGAAUGGAUAGCUGAAGAAUUCGGUAGCAUUGAGCAUGUCAGCCUUGAAAGCAACAUUAGUGUUUCUUCCUCGACUGGAUCAGAACAAUUACAAACUACCUUACAACAAUCAGAUAGCAGUGAAUCAUCAUUAUCUGCAAGUGCUGGAUCUGUAUCAAUUAAAGAUGAGAAAUUAGAAAGUACUGAAUUAAGUGAACAUGAAGAGGCUUUGGAAUUUACUCAAGACGAGUCCUAUCACUCUGAUAAGAAAGAACCUGAAAGGAUAGUUAUCGAUGAAGAAGAUGAAUUGCCUGACUAUGUAACACCGAUUUACCUGUUAGAACAAAAACAGGACAAAAAUAAAAUACCUAGACAAAUAUUGGAAUAUAUAUUUAAAUGUGUGUACAAACAUCGCAAACACGUUACAUUGGAUGAAGAAACUAUAAGUAUAAUGCAGACAGCAUCCUUUAAAUCUAAACUAGCAACGCUUCCAUCGGAAAUUCUUUUCAACAUAGCAAGGAAGAUGGAUGGCAUCGAAAUGGAGUUAGCAGAAAUGGAACGUACAGUUAAAACUGAAGAGGAAAGGAAAAAAUACAAUGAUGUCAUUUCAAAUGCAGUCGUGGAAUUUACAACUAACAUGAUAGAAUUUUUGUUACAUGAAGUUAUUGACAAUGCGGUCAUUAAUCCGGAUAAAACCGACGAAGAAGAGGUAGAAGAAAUAUUGCCAGAAUCACCAAUUUAUGAGGAAGAAGCAACAUCAUUAGAUUCUGCGAGUGUUAAUGAUGAGGACACAUUUAAUGCAUUCAAUGAUGAUUUACUUUUCCAAAUAUAGACAAUUUGCCAUAAAUAUUCAACCCAAGCCUUCAAAAAAAGGUUAGCUCAAUUUGAAAAAGUACAAUAAAGUGCAAUGAAAGACUGAAAUUUUGUGAUUUUUCCUAAGUAAAACCAUUUUAUGGCUUAUUGUAAACAAAGAUGAGGCAAUAUUAAAGCAGAACGACUUGAUAUUAAA
Cimex lectularius (bed bug) is the source of this 2655-nucleotide messenger RNA. RefSeq lists its product as uncharacterized. The transcript is spliced from 7 exons. NCBI's taxonomy places the organism in Eukaryota, Metazoa, Arthropoda, Insecta, Hemiptera, Cimicidae. Gene Ontology annotation, molecular function: peptidyl-prolyl cis-trans isomerase activity. The record is from RefSeq and is a predicted model, not a curated record. The coding region runs from base 82 to 2478 and encodes 798 amino acids. Gene Ontology annotation, biological process: protein peptidyl-prolyl isomerization.